Messenger RNA from Myodes glareolus (Bank vole), 1412 nucleotides. RefSeq names its product claudin 9 (gene Cldn9). NCBI's taxonomy places the organism in Eukaryota, Metazoa, Chordata, Mammalia, Rodentia, Cricetidae. Gene Ontology annotation, molecular function: structural molecule activity. Gene Ontology annotation, cellular component: membrane; bicellular tight junction. The record is from RefSeq and is a predicted model, not a curated record.
CCUCACAGUUCUGUUUUGAGACAAGCAGUGUACCAGCCGAGAGAACUUCAACCGAGAAAGGACAGGAGCAGCCAGCAGAGAGGACCGCAGCUGUUCUAAGUCCAUGGCAGGUUUGGAGGGUCUCUGAGGGGCCACAAGCGAUCCUGCAGAACAAGACCUAAGGACGUCUUUGUAUUCAGUGAGUAUCCGAUGUGCGAGGCCCGCCGAUGUGAGGUCUGUCCUGGCCUGAGAGCAACAGAUUCACCUCCUGAGCAGUGAGACCCACCCCGAACUCGAUCUCCGCGCCCCCAACCCUGUCGAGUGCGUGAUUCAGGCUGAGAGCUGAGAAGACUUGAGGAGCAGAUGGCUUCCACUGGUCUUGAACUCCUUGGCAUGACCCUGGCAGUGCUAGGCUGGUUAGGGACCCUGGUGUCCUGUGCCCUACCACUGUGGAAGGUGACUGCCUUCAUCGGCAACAGCAUCGUUGUGGCCCAGGUGGUGUGGGAGGGGCUAUGGAUGUCCUGUGUGGUCCAGAGCACUGGCCAGAUGCAGUGCAAAGUGUACGACUCCCUGCUGGCGCUACCCCAGGACCUGCAGGCUGCCAGAGCCCUCUGUGUCGUUGCCCUCCUGCUGGCUUUGCUCGGCCUGCUGGUGGCUAUCACAGGUGCCCAGUGCACCACAUGCGUGGAGGACGAAGGUGCCAAGGCCCGAAUUGUGCUCACUGCAGGGGUCCUCCUUCUCCUCUCGGGGAUCCUGGUGCUCAUCCCUGUCUGCUGGACAGCUCAUGCCAUCAUCCAGGAUUUCUAUAACCCACUGGUGGCCGAAGCCCUCAAGAGAGAGUUGGGGGCCUCCCUCUACCUGGGCUGGGCAGCGGCUGCGCUGCUCAUGCUGGGUGGAGGGCUCCUCUGCUGUACUUGUCCCCCGUCCCAUUUUGAGCGGCCCCGUGGACCCAGGCUGGGCUACUCCAUCCCCUCCCGUUCGGGUGCCUCAGGACUGGAUAAGAGAGACUAUGUGUGAGGCUUCCCCCAGAAGCUGGAACGGGCAGACUUAUGCCCAGGCACUGGGCUGUGCCCUUGCAUCUCUCAUCAACCUCAUGUGCCGCUCACUUCUUUGGCUAAGACUUGGCUCUAGGAGAAUCUCAGCUGGUCCGUCUUGAGCCAGCCCUUUGCAGUGGUUGCAACCUUGUGAAUGCGCCAAAGCUACUGGGUACUCUGGCCCUUCCCUGACUCCUAGGGUAUUGCUGUGCUUUCCUCUCCUGAACUGACUUAGUCUCUUCUCUGCUGAGCUCGGCCUUACCCCAAGAAUCUGGACCUUAGCCUCCUUGCCUUCAAAAUAAGAUGCACACUGUGACCUAACAGCCCAACCAAGGCCUGAGUCCAAGCUGCUUGGUGCCCUACCCACUCCCCAACCUGAGCUGGGAAUAAAAGCACAUU